Molecule: messenger RNA, 3096 nt
Organism: Anthonomus grandis grandis
Lineage: Eukaryota; Metazoa; Arthropoda; Insecta; Coleoptera; Curculionidae
Product: lamin Dm0-like
Exons: 9
Coding region: 347-2035 (562 amino acids)
Source: RefSeq, a predicted model, not a curated record
AACAGUAUAAAAACGAAAACUGUCCCGCAACUGUCAAAGGAAAUAAAAAUUAAUAAGUUUGGCUUGGCGCGGUGCCCCACCUAGCUUCGUGCCCAAGAAAAACCGUUAAAACGCUUCCAAAUCAUCGCCCGAAAUAGUUUUGGUUACCUCGGUGGCGGACCCCUCGACCGAUUUUCUUCUUCAGUUUGCGUCAUCCGCUUGUUUAGAAAAGCCGGAAAGCGGACACGCGUUAAGUGACCACCGCGCUAGUUGGUGCUAUUUGUAGUGUUUUGUGGCUAGAUUUCCCAUAUAGUUUAGAAGAGAGUUUACGACACUGCUGCGGUCGGUCCCCCUUUGAUCAAACAACAUGUCUUCCAGAUCGAAAAAGUCGUCGACGCCAGCGUCGCAGCCUCCCCCGAGGCCCGCGAGCCCCCUUAGUCCUACGAGACACUCGCGGUUACAAGAGAAGGCCGAUUUGCAAAACUUAAACGACCGGCUGGCAUGUUAUAUCGAGAAAGUCAGGUAUCUGGAGGCCGAAAACAACAGGCUUACCCGAGAAAUCCAGACAUCUCAAGAAACAGUCACCCGAGAAGUGUCUAACAUUAAGUCUAUGUACGAUCACGAACUGAGCGACGCUCGAAAACUCUUGGACGAGACUCACAGAGAAAAAGCCAGGUUAGAAAUUGACGUGAAACGUCUCUUGGAUGAAAACGAUGAACUGAAAGCAGAUUUGGCGAAGAAAACAAAGGAUCUUACCCUCGCCGAGAACUCUGCGAGAAUAUACGAGACCAGGUGCAAUGAGUUGCAAUUGAAAUAUAAUCAGGCGAAUGCCGAUGCGAAGAAGGCUACUGCCGACCUGAAGGACUUGGAGAAGGAGAGGGACAAGUUGAAGAAAUUGCUGGACGAGCAUAGGAAGCAACUGGAGGAAGAGAGUUUGGCUAGAGUGGAGGUGGAGAAUGCCAAUCAGAGUUUAAGGGAGGAGUUGUCCUUUAAAGAUCAGGUGUACCAGCAACAACUGACAGAGACUCGCACCCGUCGUCAAAUCGAAAUUAGCGAAAUCGAUGGUCAAUUGGCGGAACAAUAUGAGGCCAAACUGCAACAGGCUCUGCAAGACCUUAGAGACCAAUACGAGUCUCAGAUGGCCAAUAAUAGGGCCGAAAUCGAGAUGCUUUACGAGAACAAAAUUAAGAAUCUACAAGCUGCCGCUAAUAGGCAUUCACAAACGGCCGCUAACGCAAUCGACGAGGCUCGUCAAGUACGUACUCGAAUCGAUACGUUGACCAGCAGAGUGAGCCAACUGGAAAAUGAAAAUGCCGCUCUCGUCGCCAGAGCUCGAGAUUUGGAGAAAUUAUUGGAGAAUGCACGUCUACGACACGCCGAAGAUUUGGCAGCGUUGGAAAAUGACUUGGCACGGUUGAGAGACGAAAUGUCCAACCAGUUGCAAGAGUACCAAGAUCUGAUGGAUAUCAAGGUGUCCCUUGAUCUAGAAAUCGCCGCGUACAGGAAACUGCUCGAGUCUGAGGAGGCCAGAUUAAAGAUCACCCCUGGCGAUUCGCGCGAGGUAUCUCACAGUAGUACCCGCAGUUCCUCACAACGUCACACCCCGAGCCGAUUGGGCGCUAAACGUAAGCGCACCUUGAUGGAGGAAAGUCACGAAUCGAGCGUUUCCGAUUACAGCGUCACCGGUUCCUGUAAGGGAGAUAUCGAGAUCAUCGAUGCCGAUCCGGAAGGAAAAUUCGUCAAGUUGUUGAACAAGAGUAAUCAGGAGGUUGCCAUUGGUGGUUGGCAAAUAAUCCGUAGAGCUGGUUCGGAAGAAACGAAAUUCAAGUUCAAUCGAUCAAUGAAAGUCGAGGCGAAAGGCACCGUGACCAUCUGGUCCGCCGAUCUGAAUAAGGACCACGAACCGCCGCAUAAUCUCGUCAUGAAGAGCCAAAAAUGGGUGGUCGGUGAUAAUAUGACCACCACGUUAUUGAACCUUGACGGAGAGGAGGUUGCUGUCUCUGAACGGUCCAAUAUUUUUGGUUCAUUUUUGGCGUCAAGAUACCGUCGUUAUUAAAUAAGGGUAAAAAGGCAACUGUCCAGCUCACACUUGAGACACCGUGAAAUGGCGGGGGGGUUUAUAGCCAAUGAGGAGCUCCACCACCAAGUGGGAGACCCCCAAGGGGACGAAAAAUGCCGACUCAUGUGAAAUUAAGUUAAUUUUUUUAACAUACGUAAAGCUUAAAACAGUAAAUGGGUGUUUUUAAGGCUAAAAGUUAUUUUUUUAAAAAAAACGUCCUUUUUGCCUUAAAAACUCCCGAGGUUAUUACAGUUGCUGGAAUAUUAUUAUACAAAGGGUCGUUACUUUUUUUUACAGGCAUUUUUAAAAAUGCAUUUCCUUUAUACAUGUUUCCUGAAGAGGUGAGCGGAUUGCUUUAAAUUCUUAAUAUAAUUCGGAGGCUUUCUGUAAUAUUGGCUUUAAAAUUGUCACCUCAUAUACAUAGAUGCAACUUAGUUGCAUAAAUUGUGUUUGUCAAAAAUUAGCUUAAAAAAAUGUAUUUUGGAUUUAUCAAAUGGGUUUUGUAGUUUGUUAGAUCUAUAGAUACUACAGGUUUGCUAUCAGGCUAGUUUUUGCCAAAUAAUUUUAUUUUUUCUACUUAAAUAACUGUUUAGUAAUGUAGCGGUUUAUAUCGGACAAAAUUCAUAAAGUUUUGAAAAUUGGUAGUUUCAAAUCGGCAUUUUUAUAUAUUAGUCAUUCUUAUACAAUCCUUUAUAUGAAAUUUCAAGCCUUUAUGAAUGUUAUACAAUUUUAACUGGUAUAUUACUAAAUUAUAAUAUGAUCUUUUCAAGCAAAUCCGUGAAUCAGAGUUUACUUUAAUCAAGACUUUUUAUAUAUUUUUAUUUUAUAUAAGUAUUAAUUAAUAAGUAAUCGGUUGUAGAAUUUUUUAGUUUAUAGCUGUUCGAAAUGUAUUGUUCUUUUUAUAAUAAAACAUCGAUAUUUUGUACUUUAUUAAUCAUCAAUCACGGAGUACAUUUUGGGCAUGCAGUUCACAAAUUUAAACGGUGGUUAAGGAAAAGUAAGUUAGUAGUUUUUUCUGUAUUUUCUCUUUGUGUUCAAAUAAAUUUAAUGUAAGUAUA